CUCGGCCUGCCAGCCUCCUCCUUGCAUCCCUUUCGCAUCAGGAUGUGAGGAUUUGCGACCCACACCCGUGUCAAGCAACAAACACCUCGCAGCCUCUCCAUUGGCGCAUCGAUCGGUCUGGCGCCGUCCCGAUCGUGUUCUCGUCAACGCCUCGAUAGGCUCGGCGUCGAUAAUUUCCUUAAUUUCCCCCGCGUCGUGACACUUGCGCGCCGUCAGCUCUGCGAUCUGAUUAGCCAGGGGCUAAAUUGGGAGCACGAACAGUCAACCUUGACAAUCACCCCGUCAUCAGCUCUUUGUUGGAACUCGUCGUUUACUCUUCGCUUUCCCAACUGUUCUCUCCACGUCCGCACCCCAACAGGUCAAACUGGCUCCGAGAGCCUAUCGACCUCGCGUCGAGAAGGCAUUCGGAAAAUCGCAAAUCUACCAGCCCGUCGAAACCGCCGAAAUGACCGACAUGUCGACCACGCCAUCGCCGCAGCCCGAAUUGAAUCGGAACCGACUGCCGACUCUUUUCGAGGUUCUCAGCCGACGAACGCUUCCUCCAGUCGACCUCUUCUCAUUCUACAUAUAUAUGAGAGACCAGCAGCGAUCCGUCGACUACCUAGACUUCUGGCUCGAUGUCGCCCAGCACAUGACACUAUGUCGCCACUACGUCCGCGAGCUCCGACGUUCGGUGCUUAUUGGGACGCCGGACGCAGAGAAGGCAUCGAAGCGGUCCUCAGCGAUGCUGGAGGGCCUGGGAUCCAUGGACCACGACGCGGGCCCGUCACGAUUUCCGCACGGCAAGGAGAAGGAUCAGGAUGCUCAGAUGUCGGCCUUCCUUAGAGAGGAGGGCGCACCAGGCGGCAUCCACGAUUCCCCGCAAAGCAGCGGCUCCCGCCGCCCUCCGAAUAGUGCUGGCUCUCUCCGCAACCCAACCGAUUCCAACUCGCCUGAACACACAGUCGCCAGGGAAGACAUCCGCGCCUCGGCCGAAAAGAUUCUGUACACCUUCCUACUUCCGGGGGCCGAGAGGGAGAUUGUGCUCCCCGGGUCCAUCACACAGGACGUCACCACGGCUAUCGAGGACUUUGGGCGCGACGACCCAGAAGUCUUCGACGUGGCUAAGGACUACGUCUUCCAGGCGAUGGAGCGGGAUGCGUUCCCAGGUUUCUUGAGAAUGAAGGCGCUCGGCAAUCUCAUCCCCCCGACGCUCAUCAUGCGCCUUAUUAUAGGCAUGGUGUCGAUGUUUGGAGCCUUCUGGACUGCCUUUGUUCUCAUAUUUCUCGACGCCUCCAGACAAACCAGGCUAUGGCUCAUCCUGCCGUUCACCAUCGGUGUCUACUGCUUAGCAGCGUACCAAUAUUCGCUAGACCCAAUCCUCGCCCUUCUCGGUUUCAGCGAAUACACGCCAUUCAACUUCUCGCGGAUUCGGGAGCCGUACAUCCGCAAGCUUCUGGCAAAACGGUCAAUGAUGGUCCUGGCCGUCACGGCACUGAUCGAUGCUGCCCUGCUCGUGCUUUUCAUCCUAGUUCCAGGCCGCAGACUGUAGAUCAUGUUACAUUCAAUGAUGGUGGCCGGAUUUCAUGGAUUGUUGGGCACGGCGAAUUGGAGCAUCGGCGCUAACUGGCUUGUCAAGGCUUGAUUCUUGGAGCUUUCACCCUGGUAUUUUUGUUUUCCUUCUUUAGACCAAUCGCAAUGUUCUUUUCUCCUUCUAAUUCCCGUUACGAUAUUCACGAGUACGGAAAGGACUAUUUGGUUGGUUUAGGAUACCACUUACUGUACAAUAUCGCACCACUGGUUCCCCUUGUCUCUUUUAGGCCAUCGUGGGACGCGUGUGUGCGGGACUUGAGGCAUGCAGGCCGGCAUCACAUGGUCAGUACUAAUCUCAAGCGAGCGUUGAGCUGCUAUUUUCUUUUGAGGCAGCGCCUAGCUCAGUUUAAGUGCCUGUGAUAUAUGGAUGGUGAUUUUGGGACGGGCACAGCUGGAGUCUGGUUUCUCCGCCAUAUCAGCUUGUAUCGUCUCCCCUUGUC
This is a messenger RNA of Gaeumannomyces tritici R3-111a-1, 2012 nucleotides long. Its product is annotated as RGS domain-containing protein. The transcript has 3 exons. The record is from RefSeq and is a predicted model, not a curated record. NCBI's taxonomy places the organism in Eukaryota, Fungi, Ascomycota, Sordariomycetes, Magnaporthales, Magnaporthaceae. Gene Ontology annotation, cellular component: plasma membrane. The coding region runs from base 446 to 1531 and encodes 361 amino acids. Gene Ontology annotation, biological process: intracellular protein localization.